Messenger RNA from Paramecium pentaurelia, 891 nucleotides. Lineage: Eukaryota; Ciliophora; Oligohymenophorea; Peniculida; Parameciidae. The record is from the annotation of a GenBank genome assembly.
AUGUUACGAAAUCAACUUUAAUUCCAGCAGUCUUGUUAAACAAAUAUUGAAUCUAUCAAGAAUCCAAAGAGAACUAUUAAGCCACAUUAAUACGAUUCUUGCAUUAACAAUCCUCUCACUUAGUAGUUCUCUAAUAUUAAAUUGGCAUCCACAUUAAGUAUGGGAAGAUCCAUAUUUCAGAAACAAUUAGAAUAAAUGAAAUAAUAAUAUAUUGUUAGAACUGGAUAUAUUAGGAUAGCUGAUCCUGAGAUCUUGAAGGAAUUAUUUGAAUUAAACUUAGAGAAUAUGAAAAAGAAAUACUCUAAGUAUAGUAAUAUAUAUUAACUGAAUAUACCUAAAGAAAUGAUUAAAAUAUUCAUGAAAUUUGGGUAUCAAGAAAUCAAUAAAUUUAUGUAAAUGGCUAUUGUUCACUUAUUGUUUGAAUAUAAAUCUUUAUUGCAAUAUUAGGAUAAAUGGGAAAAAGAUGCAGUCAUAGCAUUAACAUCAAUAGCAUUUAUUAAAUAAGAUUGUUUAUAUCCUUAAGUAAUGAUUGUUUCACCAGAUGAUCAAAGUGCUAUUGCUAUCAAGGUUAUGCUUGAUCAUCUAAAUAUAUACUAUAACAAUGUGUAUUAAGUAUCAAAAAAGAAUUCUAUUGUUUAAGACAGAAAGUCAUUAAAGGAAGCAUAGAUUGUGAUAGGAACUGCAGAUCGUUUAUAUUAUGUAAUUUAUCAAAAGUAUUUGAACCCAAUAUUUUUGGAGAGUGUGGUAUUCUAGGAAUUUAGUCAAACUACAGAUUUAGGUUAUAAGAAAGAUAUUGAAAAUAUACUCAGAAUACUUCCAAAAUCCACAUCUAAACAUUUCUUUUUCAGUUAAGUCUUUAAUAUAGAAGAACAUGAUAUAUUAGAUAUAUGA